ACCAAAAUGGUUGAUAUUGUCAACAAUAUUUAUUUGUAAUAUUUAUUUUAUUUAAAAAGUAUCAAAUAAUGCAUCCCAUACUUUUAAUAGCAUACACAUUUGUGACCCUUUCUGUUUUAAUGUAUGUUGUAAUUCUAGUAUUGAAUGUUAGAAGACGAUUUUCGCCAAAUUUGAAUAAAAAACGUAUUUUGUUUGUGACCGCACAUCCUGAUGAUGAGUGUAUGUUUUUUGGACCUGCAAUUGUAGACAUGAGUCAAGACUGCGAAAUAUAUUUACUGUGCUUUUCAUCUGGAAAUUUCUACAAGCAAGGGGAAGUGAGAAAGCUGGAACUGCUUGCAUGUUGUAAAAUUCUCGGAAUACCACCUGAUAAUGUAGAGCUCUUAGAUAUCAGUUCUUUACCAGAUAAUCCUGAUGUAGAUUGGAAUGUAAAGAUACUUUGCCAGAAUAUUGAACACUUUUCAAAACAUGUUGAUGCAAAUGCAAUUUUUACCUUUGACAAAGAUGGAGUAAGCAAUCACAGAAAUCAUAAAGCCUUAUACAAUGCCAUCAGAAACCUUUCUUCUAGGCCGGCCAGACCAGGUUUCCUUGGAUACUAUGUACUUGAGACCGUUAGUAUAUGGAGGAAAUAUAUAUCACUGAUGGAUUUACCAUACAGCAUCUUGAGUGGGAAAAACUAUUUUAUAUCUACACCAAAUAGCAUUAUCAAAGCUCAAAAAGCUAUGUAUGCACACUGGAGUCAGUUUGUGUGGUUUCGAGUUCUCUAUAUUCUAUUCUCCAGAUACAUGAUAAUCAACACAUUUCAGGAAAUAAAACAAACGUGAUGUUUUCUUAUUA
Gigantopelta aegis is the source of this 834-nucleotide messenger RNA. RefSeq names its product N-acetylglucosaminyl-phosphatidylinositol de-N-acetylase-like. Lineage: Eukaryota; Metazoa; Mollusca; Gastropoda; Neomphalida; Peltospiridae. The record is from RefSeq and is a predicted model, not a curated record. Gene Ontology annotation, cellular component: endoplasmic reticulum. Bases 69 to 821 code for a protein of 250 amino acids. Gene Ontology annotation, molecular function: N-acetylglucosaminylphosphatidylinositol deacetylase activity. Gene Ontology annotation, biological process: GPI anchor biosynthetic process. The transcript is spliced from 6 exons.